Messenger RNA from Lytechinus pictus (painted urchin), 3469 nucleotides. RefSeq names its product nudC domain-containing protein 1-like. Bases 80 to 1897 code for a protein of 605 amino acids. The transcript is spliced from 9 exons. NCBI's taxonomy places the organism in Eukaryota, Metazoa, Echinodermata, Echinoidea, Temnopleuroida, Toxopneustidae. The record is from RefSeq and is a predicted model, not a curated record.
AAUCGUGAAGUACGAGUGGCGCGCGUACCGUGCGUGGUUUACGCACACGGCCGGUAUGUAUGCUUGCCUGGUACGGUAGAUGUCACGGAUCGAAAUGGCGGCUGCUUGUUCAGAAGUUCUUCGCGUGAAUAGAGACCUUCUUGAUAGCCAGUUUGAUGGCUACAAAUUAUCUCUCGACCCACUACCAAUUUAUUCUAUUUCCGUCAAGUCUGGGGUUGAUGAAGUGAAGCUUAGAAAUGAAGAGUACACAUUACAACACAUGCAAGCCUUUGGUUUAACUAAUUACCUGUCUGGUGACCUGUGGAAUCCAAACUGUGUCUACUUCAUUGAUUCAGACUGGAGGCUCAUGCAGCACAGGAUUGUUCUGGAAUCGCAACCGAGUGAACCAGUGGCUGUCUUCACCAUUCCAGAGGGAGCGACGCGAAGGGCAGCAUCAAGACACAGCGUAUCACUGGGCUUCCCAUCAUCCGAUCUCUGUGUGUUAUCUGAUGGCGUCGGACACCUCUACAUACUGGAGACUGGUUGCAGAGACCAAUUUGAACCGUCUCAAUGGAAGGUGAUAUUCAAGAGAGAAGUGUGUAACGGUGCUCCAGCUAUCCUGCAGGAUAGUAUGUGCAGAGUGAAGGAGUCUGAGAUCCAGGUGGACUGUGUGUUGCUCCAUGUGGAGAAGACUGCUCCUGUGCAGGAGAAUGGAGAUACCCAUACAGCGAAGAGUGAUUAUGAAACAUACCUGGAGUGGAUCACCUUGAAAAAGACAACGGACCAAUCCCAAUUCGAGGUUGAAAAUAGCAGACAGCUGAAAGGAAAGACAGCGCCGGUCUACUGUGGAUUGGAAGAAGGAGCCGGGGGUUUGUUUCUUGCGAGUGAAACAGAUUUUACAAUCAUCUCAGACUCUCUGCAUCCUGUCAAAGAAGAAGUUAACGAUGAGAUUGAGAAGGAAGAAGAGGAAACUCCAUUGCCCCAGUUCACAUGGACGCAGACCGGGGAAGACAUCACCCUCACGUUCAUCGUCCCAGAAACCGUCUCCAAGCCUGAUAUUCACAUGGUCAUGGAGGCAGAUCGGAUAGAUAUCAGUAUCAAAAAUGGUAAAGAGCUCCUGUCUGGCGCCCUCUAUAGGUUGAUCGAUAUCUCCUGCUGUACAUGGACCCUUGAUAAACGCAAGUUGGAAGUGAUGUUAUCCAAGGAAGAUGAAGGGUUUAUGUGGACUGAGGUAGUGGUCGGGGACACGAGAGGAGAGUAUGUGGUAGAUCCUGACCAAGCAAGAGAGAUCCAUGAAAGACUGGCUCACCUCACCUCUGAUGCAAUGGGUCCUGACCCAAGUGGCAACAUUGGAGGCAAACCAGGAAUAAGUCCUCAAGACUUAGAGGAAUGUGAUAUGAAUGUGGAGAAUGAAGUAUGCAUCUAUAGAAUAGAUGGCAAGAAACACACGAUAUCACACAAGGUUUGUAUUUCAAGUCACCAACGUCUAUUCCAAGCAAGGCUGCAAUCUAAUCACCCACCCUGUAUCUGUCUUCGCCAUGAUGUUGAUGGCAUCGUCUGGCAACCCAGACCUGUAACGGCUGAAUCGCCAUCACCAUGGCAUCACGAGUCCACCUUCAAUGCCUUGGGGUACGUUCAGGCUUCAAAGAGGAAUUGCAAGUUUGCCAGCUGUGCUCCAGACAUGUCGUACUGCGUCCUGUGCGACUGCUCAAAGCAUGCAUACAUCUACAGACAGCCGGCGGACAUUCCCAGUCCACUGAGGAACCGUAAGAGUGGACGCGUGGUUGGACAGAUAGCCAAGCAGCAGGUCGUCAGUCUGGACGCGAGUGAUGACAUUCUUGGACUGCAAGCGACCAAUGAGAGACUGUUCAUCUUGACCAGUAAGAAGCUGUAUGUCAUUAGGGUCAAGGUUGAAUGAUAAUCACAUCAUGGACUCACACAAGAGGAUUUUUCAGAGUAUAUACUAGCUGGUAUGGACCAACUUGAAGAGAGUUACAGUUUGUGUGUUUCAUAAUACAUACAUGCAUGUUGCGUCCUUAUUGUGACGUCCAUUGAUCGCGAUAGUCCCGAGAGAUUGGUCAACCACAGCGUAUUCAACUCCAUGCAUUAAUCAGCAUGUUUCUCUUUCAGAGUGAGUAAUGUAUGUAUACACGAGAAUUUCAAACCACACUUCUAUGGAAUGCUGGCUUCAUAAUAUUUUGUCCAUAUUUUUGUCAAUUACAAGAUAUCAAUCAAUUCUUAUAUUUUCUCAUUCUUUCCAUUUCAUGACUCAAUUAAUUUUUGUACAACUUUUUUGCAGCAGGAUAGGAAUGAUUUUUAAUUGUUGAAUGAGUCGACAUUUGGCACUCUAUAAAAGUGUGGUAUAAGUUAACCCAGGUUUAACUAAAGUGUAGCUAUCAGAGUACCACCUUUUUUGUCCUGGAAUCUAGCAUAUGGUUCAACUGAUUAAUCCUUUUUUCUUCCCUGCACUUCACAUUCACUGUUCCGUCAAAUAUUUCUUUACAUUUCCAUUCUCACUUGCUGCCCCAUGCUAUCUCGUAUUUCUUAGGAAGAAGUGGUAGACCUACAACCUCGCAUGAUACUGUUUUAUAAAAUGCAUGAAUCGAUUCAAUUCACUUUCACCACUGAUCUCCUGUCUUUACAAAAAAAUCAUCAAAAUCUUGCUUAUCUUUUGAGACCAAAUGUGUAGCCUGUUGGCUUAUGGUUCCAAAGUUAUCAUUUUUGUUUACUAUCACAGACCACCCACCCCAAGGGAGGGGUACUCGGUAUAAAUGUAUAAUAUGCAUGUGACAUACAUAUAAUUAGACAAAAUGAAAAUGGGAUGUAUGGCAAUUAGAUAUGGUUAUUAGAUGAAAUGGUUGUGAAGAUAAGACCACAAGGGAAGAGACCAGAUGGAAAUAGACAAAGCAGUGGAGCUUUUGUGGUGUAGUGGUUCAGUCACUUGACUCUUAAACCAAGGGUCAAGGGUUCAAAUCCAACGUUAAUGUCCUUUGGCUAGGCACUUAUCCACAUUUGUCACUCUCCACCCAGGUGUUUAAUGGGUACCCUUUAGGAUGUGAACUCCUUAGACUGGCACGUGUGCAAUGAUAAAACUCAGUUCCCUGGUCAGGAUACUCCCCAGGGAGUGGAGAUGGUGCACUUUAUGUGUGGAGCAGUGAUGAAUGCUAUGGUAAUAAUAAUUACAAUGUAAAGUGCUUAGAAACACAAAGUAUGAAGUGCUAUGUAAAUGUAACUAUUGUUAUCAUUUAUUAUACCAAAUAACAAUUGCGGUUACUCUUACAAUUAUCUUGGAAACAGCUUUAAUGUAAUCAAGUUUACAGGUUGGUGGACCAAGCAUUACCAAUAGCAUAAUUAUUUGUGAAAAUAAACCCUUUUAACAUGUUUCUUAAAACAGACUUACUGUUAAAAAUAAUCUCUUAAAAGGAAAUUGUGAUAUGUAACGCUGGUGUGUACACAAUGAGCUAUGAUUAUAAAGUACCCAAUAACUUUA